AUGUUUACACCUUCAGGACGUUUCACACUGCCCCACCCCUCCCUGCUGCUAAGCCCUGGACAACCCGAGACCGACUGGCUCAGCCGUCUGGAUGGGUGCGUGGCCUGCAUCCGCGAGGCUGGUCUCUUUUUCAGCCACGCAGGCAGGCAUCAGUCGAAGUGUUGCUAUAGUGACUGCUUUUUGAUGAAGACUGACCGCCUUACCUUUGAAAAAGCCUAUGAGAAUCUACAGACUAUCAAACCUGGAGCUAAGAUGAAUGAGGGGUUUGAAUAUCAACUGGAAUCAUACCAGGCAAUGGGAUAUGAAGUGGGUGCCUCCAGUGCGAUUUAUAAGCAAUAUCGCUUACAAAAGUUCACAGACAAGUAUCCAGAACUGCACAAUCUACCUCAAGAACUCUUUGCUGUUGAUCCAACUACCAUUUCACAAGGAUUAAAAGAUGAAGUUCUCUACAAAUGUAGAACAUGCAGGCGAUCCUUAUUUCGAAGUUCUAGCAUUUUGGAUCAUAACCAAGGAAGCAGGCCUCUAGCCUUUGCCCACAAGAGAAUGACACCCUCUUUCCUGCUUGCCACAGGGAAUCGGGCUCAAUGUACAUCUUAUUUCAUUGAACCUGUACAGUGGAUGGAAUCCACUUUGUUGGGAGUGAUGGACGGGCAGGUGAGAACACACUUUAUUUUCUAUAGUUUCAUUGUAUCAUUUAUAUUGUGUUCAUUUUGGCAUUUUUAGCCAGAUUUUAACCAGUGUUUUACUUCCUCUUAAUGCCUUUCUUUCUGAACAUUAUACCUUU
Ictidomys tridecemlineatus (thirteen-lined ground squirrel) is the source of this 784-nucleotide messenger RNA. The record is from RefSeq and is a predicted model, not a curated record. Lineage: Eukaryota; Metazoa; Chordata; Mammalia; Rodentia; Sciuridae.